AUGGCCGCCCCCUACCAGCUCGACAAGAAGGACAAGGUCCUCAACAUCCUGACUCUCCCCGAGGAAGUCUUCGUGUUCCGCUACGCUCCCACCACGCCCAUCCCCGCGGGACUGUGGGAGGGCGACGAGUUCUGCAGCGUGACCAAGACGAAGAACGAGCUCUCGAUUGUCGCGCCCCAGAAGCGCGUCGUCGACUCGGGCAUGCCGAAGGCGUCGGCGGAGCACUGUGGAGGGCCUUGGAACGUGCUGAGGGUCAGGGGACCGCUGGAGCAUCGUGAGUACCUGGCUGGCUCAAUGGCUCAAUGGAGUGUAAAGUCUCGGGAUACCCUGACACCAGACAUGGUUGGCGUCAUGGCUGAGCUUGCACGGGUGCUCAAGGAGGCGUCCAUCUCCAUUUUCACAAUUUCUACUUGGGACACUGACUACCUCCUCGUCACGAAGAACACGUACGAGGCCGCCAAGAAGGCGCUCGAGGCUGACGGGUGGACGUUCGCGUAA
Messenger RNA from Trichosporon asahii var. asahii CBS 2479, 498 nucleotides. RefSeq lists its product as uncharacterized. Lineage: Eukaryota; Fungi; Basidiomycota; Tremellomycetes; Trichosporonales; Trichosporonaceae. The transcript is spliced from 3 exons. Bases 1 to 498 code for a protein of 165 amino acids. The record is from RefSeq and is a predicted model, not a curated record.